AUGGCAGCUGUAGCACAAGCACCACCUCUCUUACCGUCAACCUCUUCCACAGAUAGCAUCUCUCGCCCUUCUUCUUCUUCAGCCACUGUCAAGCCUACCGAAAACAAAUCAAACGCAUCGAAACCUGACAAACCGAACUCGACCAGCUCGACCUCAGGCAAACCAGUAGCCAAGGUGACAGUAUCCGAAGCUACUCCAGUGGACGAAAAGGGUGAAGUGAAGAAGGAGAACGGGGAUGGGAGAUGUUUCUGCCUUCCGAGUCGAUGA
Molecule: messenger RNA, 267 nt
Organism: Kwoniella mangroviensis CBS 8507
Lineage: Eukaryota; Fungi; Basidiomycota; Tremellomycetes; Tremellales; Cryptococcaceae
Exons: 3
Coding region: 1-267 (88 amino acids)
Source: RefSeq, a predicted model, not a curated record